Sus scrofa (pig) is the source of this 1908-nucleotide messenger RNA. RefSeq names its product protein kinase AMP-activated non-catalytic subunit gamma 1 (gene PRKAG1). The record is from RefSeq and is a predicted model, not a curated record. Gene Ontology annotation, molecular function: AMP binding; protein kinase binding; protein kinase regulator activity. Gene Ontology annotation, cellular component: nucleotide-activated protein kinase complex; cytoplasm; nucleus. Gene Ontology annotation, biological process: regulation of catalytic activity; protein phosphorylation. Lineage: Eukaryota; Metazoa; Chordata; Mammalia; Artiodactyla; Suidae.
GAAGUGGCCUUGCGGUACCGGACGUGGGGCGGGGCCUUCUCCGCCCCCCGCCCCGGGCGAGCUUCCUAAAACGAACGAACUCAGCCGGCGUCUCGCAAUGGAGACGGUCACAUCUUCAGAUAGCUCCUCAGCUGUGGAAAAUGAGCAUCCUCAAGGAAGCUACUGGAAGAUGUGCUCCACCAAAACAAGGGAGUAAUCAAAAAGAUGAAAACAUGGGAUACAGGACACACGAAUGCCAAUACAGGAGAGACGUGAAAGGGGUCCCUUGGAUGGUGAAGAAGGAAGAUUUCAGGAUGACAGCAGUGCACACCAGGCAAACCAGCCCAGAUUUGAGCAGACACCCCAGAAUCCAACAAUAGCGUGUACACUUCCUUCAUGAAGUCUCAUCGCUGCUAUGACCUGAUUCCCACAAGCUCAAAAUUGGUUGUAUUUGAUACCUCCCUGCAGGUGAAGAAAGCUUUCUUUGCUUUGGUGACUAAUGGUGUCCGAGCUGCCCCUUUAUGGGAUAGUAAGAAGCAAAGUUUCGUGGGCAUGCUGACCAUCACUGAUUUCAUCAAUAUCCUGCACCGCUACUAUAAAUCAGCCUUGGUACAGAUCUAUGAGCUGGAAGAACACAAGAUAGAAACUUGGAGAGAGGUGUACCUACAGGACUCCUUUAAACCGCUUGUCUGCAUUUCUCCUAAUGCCAGCUUGUUUGAUGCUGUCUCUUCAUUAAUUCGAAACAAGAUCCACAGGCUGCCAGUUAUUGACCCAGAGUCCGGGAACACCUUGUACAUCCUCACCCACAAGCGCAUCCUCAAGUUCCUCAAGCUGUUUAUCACUGAGUUCCCCAAGCCCGAGUUCAUGUCUAAGUCUCUGGAAGAGCUACAGAUUGGCACCUAUGCCAACAUUGCUAUGGUCCGCACUACCACCCCUGUCUAUGUGGCUCUGGGCAUCUUUGUACAGCACCGAGUCUCAGCCCUGCCAGUGGUGGAUGAAAAAGGGCGUGUGGUGGACAUCUACUCCAAGUUUGAUGUUAUCAACCUGGCAGCAGAAAAGACCUACAACAACCUAGAUGUAUCUGUGACCAAAGCCCUGCAACAUCGAUCACAUUACUUUGAAGGUGUCCUCAAGUGCUACCUGCAUGAGACCCUGGAAACCAUCAUCAACAGGCUGGUAGAAGCAGAGGUUCACCGACUUGUAGUGGUGGAUGAGAAUGACGUGGUCAAGGGAAUUGUAUCGCUGUCUGACAUCCUGCAGGCCCUGGUGCUCACAGGAGGAGAGAAGCCCUGAGCUGGGGGCGGGGGGGGCAGUGUCAGACAGCACCAGGGGACAGGCCUGCUCACUGCCUGCCCAAAGCGCUGGGAACCACAGAUGACACCUUUAGAGAAUUGUGACUCUGUUCCCUGCCCCGAGCCCCCUACCCUUCCACGUGGAAGCGAGGGGAGGUGUGGGGGAAGGAAGGAGAAUGGAUUUUUAGCUGUCCUUAUCCUCGCACUUGAGGAAAACUUUCAGCCUAGCCCAUCCUAGCCCCUGUCCUCUUAGACGUAGCCCCCUUUCUGGGUGAACUAUGGGCUCUGUGCUCCUCAGGCAAAUUCUGAUCUCUAAGAGAUCCCCAGACCUCACCCAGCCUUUGCCUCUGUCUCUGCCCCUGACUCCACCCUAAGGUCACAGGCACAACAAACGUCUUCAUGAAGAUAUUUUUAUUCAACCUGUUUCAUGCUGUAUGGAGGAGGCUGAGUCCAUGUAGUGGGCUGUCUUCCCAUAAUGGGAGUUGGGAGGCUGAUGGGGAAGAGGGCCUUUGGGUUCCCGUGCUGUAUGCAGAUAAAGGGAGAUGAGAGUUAGGUGGAGGGGAGGGCACAGUGGUUAGCUGAGGUUAUUGCUUUUCGUGGCAAACCUAAUUAAAAUGACAGGAGUCUCUUCAUGGUA